Molecule: messenger RNA, 1451 nt
Organism: Centruroides sculpturatus (bark scorpion)
Lineage: Eukaryota; Metazoa; Arthropoda; Arachnida; Scorpiones; Buthidae
Product: ocellar opsin-like
Exons: 4
Coding region: 162-1313 (383 amino acids)
Biological process (GO): G protein-coupled receptor signaling pathway; phototransduction; visual perception
Cellular component (GO): membrane
Molecular function (GO): G protein-coupled receptor activity
Source: RefSeq, a predicted model, not a curated record
UCCUUACAUAUAGCGACUACUUAGCAGAGCUGCGCGAUUAUCUGGCUGCUGAGAUUUUUGAGUGUGUGUAUAUCCACAGCGCUAUAUGAUAGCGGGAGAUACCUCCACUCGAAAUAUUUCUGAUAUCCAUCAGAUAAGAUCGUUAUAACAGAACUUCCAAAAUGUUAUCGGCUCCAAUCAAUAGCCCACUUUCGCAUGCCACCUACGGAGCACUGUCUUCUCCAUAUCAACGCAAUGCCACCGUUGUCGAUAUGGUACCUACAGACAUGUUGUAUAUGAUACACGAACAUUGGUAUCGUUUUCCACCAAUGAAUCCACUUUGGCACAGCCUUUUAGGAAUAGCUAUGAUUGCUCUAGGGAUAAUAAGCGUUAUAGGAAACGGAAUGGUUAUAUAUUUAAUGAUGACUACGAAAUCAUUAAGAACGCCGACAAAUUUAUUAAUUGUUAAUCUAGCAUUUUCAGAUUUCUCUAUGAUGGCAUUCAUGAUGCCCACAAUGGCUGCUAAUUGCUUUGCGGAAACUUGGAUUUUGGGACCUUUUAUGUGCGAAAUAUAUGGAAUGGCCGGAUCGCUUUUUGGUUGCGUGUCCAUUUGGACAAUGGUGAUGAUUACUCUCGACCGAUACAAUGUUAUUGUUCGAGGAAUGUCAGCUACUCCUCUUACUCACAAGAAAGCCGUCGUAGAGAUUUUGUUUGUGUGGAUCUGGUCUAUCGGUUGGACGAUUGCGCCAAUGUUUGGUUGGAAUAGGUACGUUCCUGAAGGUAAUAUGACAAGUUGCACUGUGGACUAUCUCACAAAGGAAAUUGUAUACAUGUCCUAUGUUAUCAUUUACGGAUGCGCGGUAUAUAUGACGCCGUUAAUAACUAUGAUCUACAGCUACUUUUUCAUCGUGAGGGCGGUAGCACAACACGAAAAAACUUUACGAGAACAAGCUAAGAAAAUGAACGUCGCUUCUCUUCGAGCCAAUACUGAUCAACAAAAGCAAAGUGCAGAAUGCCGAUUGGCCAAGAUUGCUAUGAUGACUGUUGGUUUGUGGUUCAUGGCUUGGACACCCUAUAUAACUAUCGCUUGGUCGGGAAUCUUUACGAAGGGGGAUCGUCUGACUCCUCUUGCAACCAUCUGGGGUUCGGUUUUUGCUAAAGCUAAUGCAUGUUACAAUCCUAUCGUUUAUGGCAUCAGUCAUCCCAAGUAUCGAGCAGCUCUUUAUGCAAAAUAUCCAUCUCUAGCAUGCGCGGGCGAAGACACCAGUGAUACAAAAUCAGAAGCUUCUGCAACUACAGUAGUUGACGAUAAACCAAAAAAUCCAGAAGCUUAAUAUCAACAACUUCGUUCUUCUUAGAUAUUAAUUGUGAACAAAAUGUCAUAGCAAUAAAACAUUUAACAUAUGUAACAAAAAAUAGAAAAUUAUUUUUCAGAAUAAAAUUUAGAAGCAUGCAACCAAAAUAGUUUUGUA